AUGGAUCCUAUCGUGUCUCCGAAUACGCUCGCAGAAACUUCGUCUCCCGAUCGUCACGCCUCGAGCGUUUCACGCGGACUCACUCAGCGCGACGAGCAACGACAGCAGGUCGAUCGCAAGAUUCACGACUUGUGUCUACAAGCACAAAGAAUCUUGGGUCUGUUCCGGUCAACGGACCCUCAGUAUCCACCGGGCACGAACUCAGACGCGCUACUCCUUGAGCUCGAUAAUGCCAUCUCAUGCUCACCACCAGCAGAUGUCGCCGGACAAGAACAUCGUAUACGACUCUCAUCUCUGGGCUGCGAAGCGAUGGUAAAUCUCCGCGACCGGCUCAGAUUACUUCACGAGGAGCGCAAUUCGCUAGCCCCGAUUUCCCGACUGCCCAACGAAAUUCUCAUGUUCGUCUUCGUGUUUUGUGUUUCCCGUACCGAGCACGAUUUCAAGUACGACUCCCGCUCCGUGACCUUGUUCCCGUACACACACGCAUUCGCCAACGUCUGUCGAUUCUGGCGACAGCUCGCACUCAACCUGCCCUCUGUCUGGACACACGUUCCCCGUUCCUCGCUGCAGUUGACCCGGACCUUUUUAUCGAGGUCGAGGAACUUUCCGCUGUUUCUGAAUAGCUCGUUAUCGUACCUGGCGACUACGGAUCCAGAAGCCCAAGAUUUGGCGCUCUCUCAUUUAGGACGCGCGCGUAUGCUGGACUAUAACUACUUCGUCGUCGCGGGCCACGAGGCAAUUCUUUCUUCCCGCGCCCCCUUACUUACCUUGUGUCGUCUUCAUGCCGGAUUGAAUAAGAAUGGAGGGCGAUUACCAGACAACUUCCUAGGCCGCGAUUCGCCGCACCUUCGCACCCUCAGCCUGGAGGGAAUAUCUUUUGAUUGGGACUUGAUGCGUUGUGCUUCCCUUUUUCAGAACUUGAGGAAACUAUCUCUCUUGCAACUGCGCGCGAAUUCAUUCCCCACUGCUGAGCAACUGGUGACGGCUCUUCAGAAGAUGCCGUUGUUACAGGAUAUCCUUAUAAUAGCAGCGCACAAAGAGGUGUUGUUGCCCAUCGAAGGGUGUUCGGUCGUGGUGGUCUUGCAACGCUUGACAAAACUCACACUGCACGCCCCAGUCUCGCACGUCUGCGAUCUGCUCGACCAUAUCCGUGUUCCUUCCUGUACUAGAGUGAGCCUCGACCUCUACCACUCCGAAUCCGACCUCGACAACGGUCCCUCCCUGAUGGCUUUCCUUGACCGGCAUUGCACCUUCAAAGGCGAUGGACCCCCUCUGCGAUCCAUAAGUUACAGGCUAUAUAACGAGAAGGAAAUCGAGUUCUGGGUGCACACCGAUAACGACGAGUUUUCUGAGUCUCAGCUGCUGAUCCUGAAUCUCUCUCUGUUCGACUCGAGAGGGCUGCUCACCCCUGUCGUCCGCAGGUUACUGCUCGGGGGAAUCGGCCUCGUGAGGAUGAUUGUGGAGGGGCACUGGGACUACAAGAUGACCGAGGUCGAGGCUAUGAUCAACCUCAUCCUCACCCGGUGCUCUUCGGCAACGACGAUCGAGCUGGAGAACAUCACUGCUUGCGAAUUCGCCGUCCAGUUGCUGUUGGGCUUCACCUCGAGCACCAGCCCUGACGUUACUCCCGUCAUCCCUGAUCUGCUGCCAUCGCUGCGGCGGAUGUAUAUGAACCUCCAUGGACAUAGGUCCAUCCCUCAGUUUCGCGUUUUGUUGCCGAGACUGCUGGCUCUGAGGACCGGUAUGGAGCUCGAUAUCGUCGGAGCCAACAGACUGAAGGAGGAGUACGUGGAGAGGCUCCGCGAGAUUGCGGAUCGUCCCGAGCUUGUGAAGGUGUCGAUUUUAGAGGGGAGCGACUACGAUCCCGACUGUCGGGAGUUUGGGGGUGGGGGGUCGCACGUGGGAGAUGGGGAAGAAGAAUGGGACGAAAGCUCGGAUGGAGGAGAAGAGGACUCGGACGCCGGCUCAGGCUCGGAUGGGGCUGCGGAGGGGACGUUGGCCGAAGUCUUGGAUGCAUAG
Messenger RNA from Punctularia strigosozonata HHB-11173 SS5, 2019 nucleotides. RefSeq lists its product as uncharacterized. Lineage: Eukaryota; Fungi; Basidiomycota; Agaricomycetes; Corticiales; Punctulariaceae. The transcript is spliced from 2 exons. The record is from RefSeq and is a predicted model, not a curated record. Bases 1 to 2019 code for a protein of 672 amino acids.